Paramecium pentaurelia is the source of this 1183-nucleotide messenger RNA. NCBI's taxonomy places the organism in Eukaryota, Ciliophora, Oligohymenophorea, Peniculida, Parameciidae. The record is from the annotation of a GenBank genome assembly.
AUGAAAAGUACUUAUUUAAUCAAAGAUGUUAUAUAUGAAAAGAAUUAAGAGAGAUAAUUUUAAUUUCAUAAGAAUAAGCUAAAAGAGAUAUUAUCAUAAGUAUUAUUUUAAAUAAUACUUCUAGCCAUUGCAAUUGAAUUCAGAUAGUAUUAUGUAAAAAUUGAAACAUAAACAUGAAUAGAUGAAACUCACUUAAUAAUUUUAAACUCAAGAAUAAAAUAUAGAAAAAUCUAGAAUUGAUAAAAAUUUAAUGUUAAAACUAUUAAAUCACAAUAAUAAGUCAAUGAAUAAUGCAUAAUCAACAACACGUUCAAUUAAUAGAAGUAUUAAGGUUAAUAUGUACUUGAAUACAAUAAAUAAUGAAAAUAAAAGUUUAGCAAAUAGAAUUUAUACUCUACCGUCAGUUAUUAAUACAUAAAAACAUUAUUUAGAUUAUUAGAAUCAUAAAUCUGAUCUAAAGAUUAUGUAGAGAUUUCAUAAAUCAAGAAUAUAAAUAAAUUAAGAUCCCAUAUCUCAAUAACUAUAAAGUAUCUUAGGUAAAGGAUUUAAAGGAUCAAAGUAUUAGAAUUUAAAUUUUCUUAAAUAAGUAGGUAAACAAAAUAAAUUCUUAUUUAUAAUUCCAUUAUAAAUGAGAUUAUUUUCAAAGAGUAGUCAAAAUAACAAAAAUCCACCUCAUUAUUAAAUGAAAGCCUUUAAUGAAUAAAAAUAAUUGGGAGAAUCUAAUAUUUUGUAAAUUAAUGAUUUUCUUGGUUCUUUAAGUGGAUUUGUAAUUUCUUCAGAGACAUUUACAAUUAAAUUUAUACUUUAUAAAAUUAAACAAAAUGAAGAUGUAUAUAAAAAAUCAAAAUUUUGAUUAGUUUGAAUUGGGCCAUUUUCUGUUCAAUGAAUCAGCUUCUUCAAUAAAUACUAAGCAAUUAAGAGAUAAUAUAGAAGUAUAAAUAAAUGAUCCAAUUGAAUGUUAUUUAAGAAAGGAGAUAAACAAUGAAUAAGUUUGUGUAGGAUAAUUUGAAUACUAGAUAAUUUAAUUUUGUUAUUGUGUAAAUUAAAAGUAUGUUACCAUUGAUUUACUAGUCCAUAAAUAAUGAGAGAUAAAUAAUAAUACUAAAUAGAGAUAGUAUAAGUAUCCCCAUAGAAGUCUACUUAAAAGAGUGAUACUGAAAUGGAUAAAUUGUAAUUAGAUUGA